Molecule: messenger RNA, 4029 nt
Organism: Protobothrops mucrosquamatus (brown spotted pit viper)
Lineage: Eukaryota; Metazoa; Chordata; Lepidosauria; Squamata; Viperidae
Gene: MYO3A
Product: myosin IIIA
Exons: 31
Cellular component (GO): myosin complex
Molecular function (GO): ATP binding; cytoskeletal motor activity; protein binding
Source: RefSeq, a predicted model, not a curated record
AUGAUAAACUUCCGGGACAUCUUGCACUCUUCUGCACUUAAGGUUCUUGGACCUUCAUAUAGGAAGCAGCCGGACUGGUUUGACGAAAACGAUGAAGAGAUUAAGGCCUUGCUUGCUGAAAAACACCAUCUCUACCGUGCUCAUCAGAAUGACCCGUCUUCAACUCAGAUGCUUGCAUGCGAGCAAAAGCAAGAUAGUGCUUAUGAUGCUUGAUCUGAAGCAUGGACCCUGGGGAGUAAAACUGUAUAAGUGAUUUGGCAACCUUUGGCUGAUUUGUAUCCCAUGAGAAUUUGGUUCGUAAUACAAGGUAAAGACUCAGUAAAACUGAUCUAUGUUUUGGGUUCUUGGACAGCUUACCAUCUUCUACAAGAAUCCAUCUUCAAUAUUAUGGCAGCUGAAUUCAAUGAUUUUAUCAGCAAGUGUUUAACCAAAGAUUUUGAAAAGUAUCCUGGAGUGACUGACCAACCAAAGCAGGUGGAAGGCAAAGAAUAUAUCCAGCAUAUACAACUGAUGGAGUCUAUUAAUAAUCACCAACAGAUGGGCAUUACAAAAAAAUCAAGAGUUGAAUAUAUUGAUUCCAAUAAACAGAAUGUGACUAGAUCUCCAACUGCUAAUCAGGAGGAGGUGGAUGAUCUGGCAACCUUAGAAAUAUUAGAUGAGAAUACAAUAACAGAGCAACUUGAGAAGAGCUACACUCGAGGUCAAAUUUACACUUAUGUGGGAGAUAUCCUCAUUGCAGUCAACCCUUUUCGGAAGUUAGAUCUUUACUCUACAAAGCAUUCCAGAUUGUACAUGGGGGCUAAACGGACUCACAACCCUCCACAUAUUUUUGCUAUGGCUGAUACUGCAUAUCAAUCAAUGGUCACCUAUGGGUCAGAUCAGUGUAUUGUCAUUUCUGGAGAAAGUGGUGCUGGGAAGACUCAAAGUUCUCACCUGCUAGUUCAACAGUUGACAGUCCUUGGAAAGGCUAAUAACAGGACUCUUCAAGGAAAAAUUAUCCAAGUAAACAAUCUGUUGGAAGCCUUUGGAAAUGCAGCCACUGUUAUUAAUGAUAAUUCUAGCAGAUUUGGGAAAUAUCUGGAAAUGAAAUUCACUUCUAAAGGAACUGUUGUAAGCGCUCAGAUUUCAGAAUAUCUUCUAGAAAAGUCUAGAGUCAUAUGUCAAACUGGUGGGGAGAAGAAUUUUCAUAUGUUCUAUUACAUCUAUGCUGGAUUGGCAGAAAAGAAAAGAUUACCUCAUUAUAAAUUGCCAGAAAAUGAACUCCCAAGUUAUCUACAAAAUGAACUUCGGACACCAGCGCAAGAGGUCCUGAACAAUAAUUGUUAUAAAUCCAAGUUUGCAUCAGUUGAGCAGUGCUUUAAAGUGAUUGGCUUUACAAUGGAGGAACUAGAGUGUGUAUACUGUGUACUUGCUGCCAUUUUAAAUCUGGGUAACAUUGAAUUUUCAUCAGAGGUAACAGAGUACAUGAUUGACAAGAGCAUAAUUUCCAAUCCAAUGCCUCUGGAGAAUUCUGCUUCCUUGUUAUUUAUCCAAGCAAAUAAGUUGCAAGAAGCCCUAACCUCUCAUUGUGUGGUUACCCGAGGGGAAACAAUUAUACGACCCAACACAGUGGAAAAAGCUAUUGAUGUGAGAGAUGCUACAGCCAAAGCAUUGUAUGGGUGGCUCUUUAGUUGGAUAGUCAAUCAUAUUAAUGUCCUGCUCAAACCAACUACAGGUUUAAGUGGAAGCGAUAAAGGACUAAACAUUGGAAUUCUUGAUAUCUUUGGUUUUGAAAACUUCAAGAAAAAUUCUUUUGAGCAGCUCUGUAUCAACAUUGCCAAUGAACAGAUUCAGUUUUACUUCAAUCAGAAUAUCUUUGCAUGGGAACAGAAUGAAUACAUGAAUGAAGGCAUUGAUGCACGAAUUAUUGAGUAUGAGGACAACAAACCACUAUUAGAUAUAUUCCUACAAAAGCCAAUGGGAUUACUGUCCCUUCUUGAUGAAGAAAGUAAUUUUCCUCAAGCCACUGAUCAGACACUUGUUGAAAAAUUUGAAGACAAUUUGAAAUCCAAAUAUUUCUGGAGACCAAAGAGAAUUGAUUUGACAUUUGGCAUCUACCAUUAUGCAGGGCAGGUUCUUUAUAAUGUAAGUGGGUUCUUAGCCAAAAACAGAGAUACCUUGCCAGCUGAUAUUGUAUUACUCCUGCGAUCCUCUCAGAAUCACUUGAUUCGACAGAUAGUAACCUACCCUCUUACCAAAACAGGUAAUAAAUCCUACCUUGCAUUUGCCAGGUCCAAAAGAGCUAUCAACCAUGACAACCACCAACCAUAUAGGAAUAUCAGUGAAGACCAUCAGGAUAUCUUUGAAUUGUACAAUUCAUUUUCCUUCUGUAAUGAGCAAGAAGAUUCCAUGCAUCCAAGAGAAACAAGCAAUAUGAAAACGCAGACAGUUGCUUCUUAUUUCCGAAACUCAUUGAUGGAUUUGUUGUACAAAUUGGCAGUUGGCCAGCCUCAUUUUGUUCGUUGUAUUAAACCAAACAACCAUCGACAGGCAAACAAGUAUGAAAAAGAAAAAGUAUCAAUUCAGUUGCGAUACACUGGAAUUUUGGAAACAGCUCGGAUUCGGCAACAGGGUUAUUCUCAUCGUAUUCUUUUUGCAAACUUCAUAAAGCGAUACUAUUUCCUUUGUUACAAUUCCAGCAACGAACUUCCUAUAAAUUCUGCUACUUGUACUGCCAUCUUGGAAAAAGCCAAGUUGAAUAACUGGAUGGUUGGGAAAACAAAGGUUUUUCUGAAGUACUACCAUGUAGAACAACUAAACAUAAAGCGAAAGGAGACAAUUCAUAGGAUUGUUUUGAUUCAAAUCUAUGUGAGAAAAUGGCUUCAUUCAAACAGAUUUAAAAAGUUGAAGGAGAAAAGGGAAGCAAGUGCAACUAAAAUACAAUCAGUUUACAGGGGAUAUGUCACUCGCAAAGCAUUUGCAGAGGCAAAGAAUGUGUAUGGAACAGCUAUGUGGGUUAUCAAGCUCCAGGCAGUUACAAGAAGAUUCUUGAUCCAAAAGGGGGCUAAAGAAAUAAAUGAUGCUGCAGUAAUAAUUCAGUCUUACUUCAGAGGAUACAGGGAGAGAACAAGUCUCAAAAGAAGAAGGGAAUCAUUUCUCAAGAAUAAGCAAGCCGGAAUGGCAACAAGCCCAGGGGAAAAAGAAAAUCUUCCUGAAGAAGACCAAAAUCAACCCAAAAAACAGGGUUCUGUUUCUCCCCAGGAAAGAUCUUCACAAAGCUCACUGAAAUCUAUGGAAGCCAGCCAACAAACCACAGAGGAUAAAGUGAAGGCAGCUUUAGUCAUUCAGAGUAUUUAUCGAGGAUACCGAGUAAGAGAUCAGCUCAGAAAGAAAAGGAAGUUGCCUUUUGAAAAUCAAGAUGAUAGUGAGUCUGGGGCUUUGUCUGAUGAUCUAGCUGUAAAAGAUGGUCCAGAGGAGGAAAAAUCUAACUUGGCUGUUUUCUCCAAGCAGAUAUCAAAGUUAUCAGAGAACUAUCUGUCACUGGAGAAGAAACUGAAUGAAAUACUUUUAUCCCAUCAGCUGAAUCCCAUGAAGCUCCCCACAAGCUACCAUCCCAGCAGGCACCUUUCUUCAUAUGUAUACCAGUCUGUUGGUUUCAAAAGAGAGGAUGGCGAUCAUUCACAGAGAAGCCCAAGGCGAUUUCCUAAACCCAAGAUGUUAGAUGAUCCUGAAGAUUCAACCUUUUAUGCUCUUCUACAUAAAUUUUCAUCUAUGCAAGAUGAAAGGCAAAAAGCAAGAAGUAACAGUCUGGGCAAGAUACUGAAUAUAGAAGAUCGAUACUAUCAGGAAUUUUCAUCCACUGAUUUCGUCUCAAAGGAUAGAAAUGCCAGCACAAGAGUAAAGAAUCUCAUGCAAGAUCCUAUCUCUGCAACAUUAAGAAGUAGUGAAGGGCCAAAGGUCAAAGAGAACGAAGAUGAAGAUUAUCCUUUUGACUACCAAAAACUACUCCGGAAGACCUCUCAACGCCGGCGCCUUCUCCAGAAAUAUUAG